Molecule: messenger RNA, 819 nt
Organism: Pseudozyma flocculosa PF-1
Lineage: Eukaryota; Fungi; Basidiomycota; Ustilaginomycetes; Ustilaginales; Ustilaginaceae
Exons: 2
Coding region: 1-819 (272 amino acids)
Biological process (GO): macroautophagy; protein modification by small protein conjugation; protein lipidation
Cellular component (GO): intracellular anatomical structure
Molecular function (GO): Atg12 transferase activity
Source: RefSeq, a predicted model, not a curated record
AUGUCAAAUGAGAGCCCCGGUGCGACGACCGGCGAUGGACGGAUAGGCUAUUCCGACUUCGAGGCGGGUUGCCUGGCCUACCUCGGCCAACGCUCCGCAGCGGCAGCGGCGGCGCCGGAGGCAGUACCGGGCAGCGACGGUGAUGCCGAAGGACAGCGGCUUGGCGCCGAGCUCUACGCUGGGGGCUGGUCCUGGUGCAGCGGCGCCCGCAACCGCAGCGUCUACCAUGCCGCCCCUCCCCGGGGCGGGCUGGUCCGGAGCGCCGAGCUGGCCGUGCAUCUCGACAUCUCGCCCCUCGUGUCUCCCGCUGGUGGGGACGAGGAUCUGCUGGGCGCCGGCGGAUGGCUCGAUGCUGUCGACGAUGAGGCCACGGUGAAGCCUUCGCCGCGGAUGCGCGUCCCGGUCCGGCUGCACCAGACGAUAGCAUGGUCGUCGACCUGGCGCGUCCCCGUUCUCUACUUCCAAGCCACGACGAUGGAGGGGCGACCGCUGUCCCUCGACGAGCUCACCUCCAGCUCGCUCCUCCACGGCUUUGGCACCCUCGACAGCGCGCUGCAUGGCGAGAGAGUCGCCAGCAGCGGCAGCGAAGGGAAGGACAGCAGCGCUGCAGCUCGUUUCCCGCCACUCAGUCAAGGGCAGCAUCCCUUCACUGACCUGCCGUGCUUCUACCUCCAUCCUUGCGAGACGGCCGGCCUGCUGGCAACUCUCGACGACGAGCAGUGCCAAGCUCAAAGCGACCUACCGCGAGGCAGCCGGUAUUUCUCGUACAUCGAGUCGUUCAUCAUGCUCUGUGCCACCGCAAUCGAGAUGCGCCUCUAG